AUGCUUUACUCUGAAAACAUAAAUAAAAACUGCGACUCUACAAUUCAGAAAAAAAAAACAAAAAGUCAAGCAUCUUAUACCACUUCAAUCCGAUUAAAUCGUAUUGAAACACCAUUAGAAGCCAUAGAAAAGCGAAGAGUACUUUAUAUGUUAGAUACUAAAAAGAGAUUUUCAAUUGUCAGAGAGCUGUUUUUGGAAAGCAUAAAAUGGUGUCAUAAAAGUUGUAUGCAGCCCAUUGUUUUGUGCUCUUGCGGAGAACCAUUAAACAGUGCUAAAAUGGAUGCAUCCAACUUAAUCGUAGAAAUUGAUUUGGAAAUCCCAACACUCGUUCAUGCACCUUUUGUACAGUUGGCUUUCAUGCGUAGUCUGUUAACAUUCCUAAAAAUGAGUGCCUUUUUUGUUUAUGAUUACCCUUCUUCAGCGAAAAUGCAUGAGACGGAGAAGCAUUCUGAAAUCAAAAGCGGACAGUUUAUGAUUAGCAAGCUGGAUGACUCCGAUAGCGAGAAGGGAGAAUCAGAAUCUCAUGAAGAACUUGAGUCUUCCUCUUCCGAUCGGAAUUCCGGUAUUCCAGCAUUCGAUACUCUUCAGUCACUUUUCAAGAGUCUCUCCCUUGCCUACGUGGAGACUGUUACCAGUCCCAGAUGGAGUCAUUUCAGGGGUGCUGGUUUCGCUUUGAAGCAAAAGGUCCGCCUGAACAAUAUCAUUUGGCGUGAAUAUCACAUGCAAUUUUUGACGUCAUGCAAUUUAAGAAUCAUUUUGUUCUUGAAAGUCUAUCCUCAACCACCUUGUGAUCAAAUCAACUGUGAAAUACUUGUCAUACUCAUAAUUUAUCUAUUCGGAUUCGAUUCUAAAAGUCUUUUUGUCUAUCAAAUGUCCAAAGCCUGGAGGUCAUCUUCGCAUGAAUGUGAUGCUGUUGAAGAGAGAGGAUACCAAUCUUAUAAACAAACCUACUUUAUAAAAACUGAGAUACAUUUAGGCUUAUUAGGGGGGCUCAUCUUUCAACUUCAUUGGUGUUUUGUUUUCCUCCUUGUUGUUUUUGUCUUGAGUGAUCAACUAAUUCAGCGUUUCACAGACCAAAAAUCUGUCGCUUUAAUGACAAAAAUUUCUCAAAUUUGUUUUAUUCUUGAAAGGCUUUCUGAUAAACAUUUCCCAUGGAUAGGCUCUUAA
Messenger RNA from Echinococcus granulosus, 1167 nucleotides. Its product is annotated as Williams-Beuren syndrome chromosomal region 14 protein. The record is from RefSeq and is a predicted model, not a curated record. The transcript has 11 exons. NCBI's taxonomy places the organism in Eukaryota, Metazoa, Platyhelminthes, Cestoda, Cyclophyllidea, Taeniidae. Bases 1 to 1167 code for a protein of 388 amino acids.